Messenger RNA from Xiphophorus couchianus (Monterrey platyfish), 1514 nucleotides. RefSeq names its product myosin-2 heavy chain-like. The record is from RefSeq and is a predicted model, not a curated record. NCBI's taxonomy places the organism in Eukaryota, Metazoa, Chordata, Actinopteri, Cyprinodontiformes, Poeciliidae. The transcript has a single exon. Bases 246 to 1514 code for a protein of 422 amino acids.
AAACUCUUGCAGAUAAGUCAUAUUCACUCUUUACUGAAAUCGGACGGAGGCGCGAACUGGCUGAGCUAGUGCAAACACUGAAGGGGUUCAAAGAACGAGCGCUGGACGCAGAAAAACAGGUGAAGGAGCUUACGGAUGACAACCAAAAAUUGAAAUUACAGUUAGACGCGUCUAUCCUAAAAGCAAGCACAUUUAAAAAUGAAUCAGAGACCCUUAAAGUUGAGCUUAAAAAACAGUCAGAUGUCAUGAGAGCUAAACAGAACACAAUUGGCAAUCUUAAGACCGCAUUGGAUGCAAAACAAAAGGUAAUCGAAGCUCAUAAAGAGGAGAUUAAGAGACAACGCAAAGCUGCACAAGAGACAGAAGUGGAAGUGAAAAGAAAUCGCCAGAUUGAAGAAACAACAAUGAAGCGAAUAAAGCACAAAGAUGAAGAAAAUUUGAGCCUACGAAAGGAAGUCACGUCACUACACAAGUCUUUGUAUGAUUUUGAGAUGAAGUUGUCAAAACUAGAUUUGCAGUACCAAAUCCUCCAGGAGAAAUCUGAACAGGCUCAUACAGACAAAGCAAUCCUGGAGAAAAAAAACCACACACUGGAAAUUUCUACAGCGAGUCUUGAGAGAGAGGCUGUUGAAACCCAGACACUGCUAGAAAAGUCCCAGCAAGAGAAUGAGUUACUUAAGAAUCAAGUGGAGCAGGUCAAGAUAAAGCUGGCUGAAACGAUUCAGAGCUCCAAGGAAAGUAAGAUCAAAUUUGAAAAAGACCUCCUGCGUACACAGGAGGAUUAUAUGAAACUGAAUAUGGAGAGAGAAGAAGCUCUGACAAAAACCAAAAGAGCCACAGAAGGACUUUACUCUAAUGAGAAAAAAAUUGGAAUACAGGCUGAUUUAAUUCGUGAACAGGAAUGUAAGAUUAUAGAGCUAAAUAAGGAAGUUCUGCGACACCAGGAGAAUGCUCAGAAAUUUAAAAUGGUUAGAGCAACUUAUUCAAAGGUGCAAAGGUUAGGGUUAGAUGAAGAGAAAGGAGAUAUUAUACUUCUCCCAGACACCGACAGGAAAACGGAAAAACUCAAAAUGUAUCGCGCUGAGAACCGCAGAAUGUCCAAAACACUGGAAGAGAAAGACAUAGAAAUUGAGAAUCUCAAGGUUCAGGAGAACAAUCUGCAGGAUGUGGUGAAAAAUCUCAAGUCUAAGUUAGACUAUCUGCCGGACGAUACAUUGCAUAAAAUCCAGGUGAGUCAGACCGACAUUAGAGCUCUCAGAAAACAGAUAAAAGCCCAAGAAGCAGAGAUAAAAACGUAUGUAGCAACAAUAAAACUGCAAGAUGCCAACAUCAAAGAAUUGACAAAUAAUCUUAAAGAGAUCUCAUUUUCAAAGAAAGAUGAUCUUCCGCCAAUUAAGUCAAGAAAUAUCAAACUGAAAUCUCAGGACACAAACCCAAAGUCUAUGAAGAAACCCCAAAAUAUUGUUUUUCUUCCACCUCUUCUAAUCACUCCAUAUGGAAAAGCGAAAAAGUAA